GGCGCUGCGACAGAUAAAUCAGGUACUCAGUUGACACCCAGUAUCUGGUAGCGAUCAGAACCUUCGUGGGUGUUAAAUUUCCAUAAGGGAACACGCCCCCUUCUUUAAAUUUUCAAAAAUGACCCAGGUCAACAUGGGAACUCCCCCAAAAGCCAAAGAAGAAGCUAUUAACAAACUUUUGGAAGAGACCGGCUUCGAAAUUACCAACGAAAAUGGACAGCGAAAAUACUGCCCCAAGGACCCCACCGGUCCCCCACCCGCAAAAGGUAGUGAAGUGUUUGUGGGGAAACUACCUCGAGAUGUUUUUGAAGAUGAGUUGGUGCCACUGUUUGAAAGAGCCGGACCCAUCUAUGAAAUGAGAUUAAUGAUGGAAUAUGGGAACAAUAAUCGUGGUUUCGCUUUCGUAAUGUAUACUUGUCCUGAGGACGCUAAAAAGGCCAUCGAUGAGUUAGAUAACUAUGAAAUUCGCAAGAGCAGAUUCAUCGGAGUUUGUAAGUCUGUCGACAAUUGUCGGCUGUUUGUUGGGGGUAUUCCCAAAAUGAAGACUAAAGAAGAGAUUCUCGACGAAAUGAAAAAAAUUACGGAUUCCGUGUCAAAAGUUAUCCUGUAUAGCAGCAUUGCAGAUAAAACAAAAAACAGGGGUUUUGCUUUUGUUGAAUAUGAGAGUCACAAAGCAGCGGCUAUGGCAAGAAGAAAACUAAUACCCGGUAAAAUACCCCUUUGGGGACAUGACAUAGCUGUGGAUUGGGCUGAGCCGGAACCAGAAGUUGAUGAAGAGACCAUGUCUAAGGUGACAAUAUUGUAUGUAAGAAAUUUGAUGAUGAGUACAACAGAAGAAAAGAUCAAAGACAUUUUCUCUCUUCAGAACGAGUUAAAAGUUGAAAAAGUGAAAAAACUGAGAGACUUUUCAUUCGUUCACUAUAAAUCCAGAGAAGACGCCGAGGUGGCUCUUGAAAAAUUAAACAAUAUUGACAUUGAUGGAAGUAUCAUAGAAGUGACAUGGGCGAAACCAGCAGAUCGCGUAACACGCCCAAAAUGUCAUUCCAGACCGAAUCAACCAGCACCCGCAGUACCUGCGCCAUUUCUUUACGGAGCACCUCCUCCCGGAUUUGAUCCUUAUAACGCACAUUUACCUUUUGCACCAUGUCCUGGGAGAGGUGGUCUGAUUCAUCGAGUACCUGCAUUCAGAGGACGAGGAAGAGGUGCCGCUGGUGUCAGACGCUUCAGAAAUUUCAUACCUGCUCCAAACCAUCCAGGAUCAUUCAAAUCUACAGAGGCAAACCAUCCCGGUCAUUCUACACAUUAUCCUCAGCAUGCUUCAAACAAAGUAAGCAGAUCUUUAGAGAAAGGCGAACAAUACACUCCUGAGUACGUUUUGAUGCAAUUACCUCCAAAUGCUGAUGGUAUUGAUCCACCUUUAGCCGUGCCAGGACCUCCACUUGUCCCACACGGACGCGUUGCUCAUCCCGCAUAUUUGUACCAUCCACCAGGAUAUGAAGAUAUACCAUAUUUCACAUACAUACCAGGUCCUGUUUCUGGUUACUGAAGUUUAAGCGUCGGAGCUUCCUAAACUUGUGUAUAUUUGAUGACAGUUGCCAUCAUUGGUUGACAUAUUUCUUUCUUUAUAUUUAUUUAACUUUUUGUUUCAAGAAAUACUUUUUCAUGUUGACGGUUCUAUAGUUUAAACAGUACAAAAAGUUUGUUUAACAUUGCAUUCAUAACUGACCUUCGCUUUAUAACUCAAAUUAUGCAAAAAACUUUGUGUCGCGACACAGAAUAUAUAUUCAAAUAUAUAUUGAAAUGAUUAUAUAUUUCAAACACGUUUUUUUUAAAAAUAUAAUUUGUAUGUUUUGAACUUUUCAACUUAUUUAUUUUUCGUUUAAAAAAAAGAUAAUGCAACUCCAAUUUGGACCAAUCAAAACCAAUUAAAUUUAUUGCUUGAUUGAAAACUUCAUUCGUUUCAAAAAUAUACAAUUUGGAAAUUAAUAGUGACAUUUUUCAGCGCUCAAAAAUAGACUCCCAUUUUCAAGGUUUGACGGACGUGAAUAAGUUUCAUUCCUUUUUUCGCGUCUGACAAUUCUUGAAAAUGGGUCCCUAUUUUUGAAAGCUUGAAGCAUGUCGACUAUUUAUUUCCAAUUUGUAUAUUUUUAAAACGGCUAAAGUUUUUAAUCAAAUAAUAAAACGCAAUUUAAGUGAAUUAAUGUUAUAAUUAUGAGUUCACUUUUUUCGAUAUCAUCAACAACAGCAUUUUUUCAUCAUUGUUGUCUGUGCUUGAAUUAAGAUGAUUAUAUUUUAAAUAUUAUUUAUAUCGGUAUGUAUGCAAUGUAAAUUAAACUACUUGCUUGAAAAAAAGCUUGUUUUUUUCGUAAGUAUUUGCGUAAACAUGACAUUGACAGAGUGCUUUUUCAUUAACAAAAAUGAUGCUACGAAACUUUUUUUUUUCCUCUGAUGUCUUAAACAUCAAGUUCACACACGUUUUAUGUUUUAACUUAUUUCGGAGUGAAUUUUUGGAAAAGUAUUAAGAAAUAGGAUUUAGUAUUAUGAAUUGCUUUAUUUAAAUACUACUGUACUCUAUUAUGUAUAUUUUCUUAGUUAAAUAAAGCGUAUCAAGCAAU
Messenger RNA from Parasteatoda tepidariorum (common house spider), 2615 nucleotides. RefSeq names its product RNA-binding protein 47. Gene Ontology annotation, molecular function: RNA binding. Lineage: Eukaryota; Metazoa; Arthropoda; Arachnida; Araneae; Theridiidae. The record is from RefSeq and is a predicted model, not a curated record.